Abrus precatorius (Indian licorice) is the source of this 1462-nucleotide messenger RNA. RefSeq names its product polyadenylate-binding protein RBP47B'-like. Lineage: Eukaryota; Viridiplantae; Streptophyta; Magnoliopsida; Fabales; Fabaceae. The transcript has 7 exons. Gene Ontology annotation, cellular component: cytosol. Gene Ontology annotation, molecular function: mRNA binding. The record is from RefSeq and is a predicted model, not a curated record. Bases 14 to 1219 code for a protein of 401 amino acids.
GGAGAGAGAGAGAAUGGGAACAACGGCGAUCGAAGAAGUGCGAACUUUAUGGAUUGGGGAUUUACAGUAUUGGGUUGAUGAGUCUUAUCUUUCUCAGUGCUUCGCUCACAGCGGCGACGUCGUUUCCAUCAAAAUCAUACGCAACAAGAUGACGGGCCAGCCCGAGGGCUACGGCUUCGUCGAGUUCGUCUCCCACGCCGCAGCCGAAGCCUUUCUUCUCACUUACAACGGCACUCAAAUGCCCGGCACUGAACUAACCUUCAGACUCAAUUGGGCCUCUUUCGGCGAUUCUGGGCCCGACCACUCCAUCUUCGUCGGCGAUCUCGCUCCUGAUGUCACCGAUUUCCUUCUCCAAGAGACUUUCCGGGCCCAUUACCCUUCCGUUAAAGGCGCUAAAGUAGUCACAGACCCCGUUACGGGCCGCUCCAAGGGAUAUGGAUUUGUUAAGUUCUCUGAUGAGACCCAAAGGAACCGUGCCAUGACCGAAAUGAACGGUGUUUAUUGCUCCACUCGCCCAAUGCGUAUCAGUGCCGCUACCCCUAAGAAGAACACUUCGUUUCAACAUCAAUAUGCUCCUCCUAAAGCAACAUAUCCGUUUCCGGCAUACACUGCACCGGUCAAUACUGUUCCACCAGAAAAUGAUAUGAAUAAUACCACUAUUUUUGUUGGUAACUUGGAUCUUAAUGUGACUGAGGAGGAGCUUAAGCAAAGCUUUCUGCAAUGUGGAGAUAUUGUGUCUGUCAAAGUUUAUGCUGGCAAAGGAUAUGGUUUUGUUCAAUUUGGGACUAGAGCAUCUGCUGAUGAUGCCAUUCAGAGGAUGCAGGGGAAGAUGAUAGGUCAACAAGUGGUCCAGAUCUCUUGGGGUAGUAACUUAGUAGCUAGACAGGACUUAGCUGGGGGCUGGGGGCAACAGAUGGAUCCAAAUCAAUGGAGUGCCUACUACGGAUAUGGACAAGGUUAUGAAGCAUAUGCCUAUGGUGCUACUCACGAUCCUUCCUUGUAUGCUUAUGGUGCGUAUGCUGGUUAUGCACAAUACCCUCAACAGGUUGAAGGUGCUCAAGACAUGUCAGCAGUGUCUAUGCCUAUGGAGGAAUCAUAUGAUCCCCUAGCAAUGCCUGACGUCGAUAAGUUAAAUGCUGCAUAUCUUUCAAUACAUGGAAGUGCCAUUUUAGGGCGGUCCCUUUGGCAGAAGACCUCGGCGUCAUUACAGCAAGCUUAGGAUCUAUCUAUAAUACCUGAUCAAUUUUUCGAAUGAGCACUUCAAAAUAUUGUUCUUACCAUAGAUCUGUAUCAGUUCAAGUAGUCCUAACCUGCAUCUUACAAUUUUAUUUUAUUUUUUAUUUCAACGAGUGUGGAAUAGCAUGUUAAAUUAGAUAAAUGAUAAUAUUUUGAGGUAAUACUGAGUGUUAAUGCAUCUAUUUUAGUUUAUGAUUCGAAUUUUAAUAGCAAACUUAUAUCACUU